Phragmites australis (common reed) is the source of this 5009-nucleotide messenger RNA. RefSeq lists its product as uncharacterized. The coding region runs from base 1348 to 2769 and encodes 473 amino acids. The transcript has 17 exons. Gene Ontology annotation, molecular function: DNA binding. Gene Ontology annotation, biological process: DNA recombination; DNA repair; DNA replication. The record is from RefSeq and is a predicted model, not a curated record. Lineage: Eukaryota; Viridiplantae; Streptophyta; Magnoliopsida; Poales; Poaceae. Gene Ontology annotation, cellular component: nucleus.
UCGCGUCUCAGUGCUCGUGAUGUUUGCCUCUGCGUCUCGACCCACGCGCCGUCACUCGCCACGCGCCCGUCGACCGCGCAUGUGCUGCCGGUUGCCUCUCGGUGCCUAGCCGGUGUGCCGCGUUGCGUGGGCGCUUCGGCGCGUGUGCCCUCCGGUGGGGAGCUCCUCGGCCUGGUCGCCGGGCGAUAGAGCCCAGGCUCCUCCUCUUUCCUCCUUCCUCUCCUCCUCUUUCCUCCGUCCUCGUCCCUUUUUCGUUUCUCUGCUGAGCUUUCGUUCUUGCGCCUACAGUGUUCCUGGCUCUGGUCAGUGCCUGCUCUGGCGUUUCAGAUCCCUUGCGAUGGCGAUUUUUUGCUUGUCCUCCCGAUUGUUUUUUGUUUCAUCGUGUGAUAAGGGGCAGAGAAAGCGACUUAGAGCUUUCUCCCCUUUCCUUCCCUCCUGUAUCUCCGGGUUGCUUUGUGCUAUGGCGAUUUUCGUAUUCUUCCGAUUGCUUUUUGUUUGUUCGUGUGAUAAGGGGCAGACAAAGCGACUUAGAACUUUCUCCCCUUUCCUUUCCUCCUGUAUCUCCGGGUUGUUUUGUGCUACGGCGAUUUUAGAGCUUUCUCCUCUUUGCUUUCCUCCUGUAUCUCUGGGUUCUUUUGGGCUACGGCGAUUUUCAGAAAAAGGGAAGGUUGCCGGUUUUUUUGCCUGCACAUGAUUUUUUUAGUUAGUCGCUUUUUGCUCUGAGCGCUCGGUGGUUUCGUCCUCAUUGUAGACUCAUUCGUGUGCUUGCCCGCUCGGUAUCGAUUGGUGUUUGUUUGUUUGUGUGGUAAGCGGUAGAGAAGGCGGCCUAGAGCUUUCUCCCCUUUCCUUUCGUUCUAUAUCUUCGGGCUGUUUUGCGCUACGACGAUUCUGAGAUUCCCAUGGCUCUUUUCCCACGCCUCGGUGUGCGUAUUUCGCUUCUUUUCCCAUUAUUUCAACCAUCGCUUUUCGCCCUGCAGUGCAUCUUCCGUCUUUCCACGGCUUUUUGUGAUUUCUUUUAAAGAGAAAAAAGAAACAAGUGUUUGUUAGUCUUACGCAAAGAUUUGAUCCUCAUCGGUACAAGAUUGUUCCUGUGUGCAAUGGUGGAAAAGCCAGGAAAGUAAAGAAGAAGGUUUUUGAUCUGGUGCAGCUCUUUACACUGUUUGGCCUGCAGCAGGCUCGUCCCUGGAUUCAAAGCGUUAUCUUCGCUCUAUGCGCCGUUUGAUUCGCAUCUAAAUUGUCUCAAGAUUGAAGUCAGCUUUCCUGGUUUUUUACAGCUUGAAGCCCUUUGUGUUGUUUGAUCGACAAGCGACUAGCACUGACCUGGAUUUGCUAUUCUUGGUUUCCAACAUGCCAUUUGAUCUGUUCCCCACAUUGCACCCAAAAUCUAAGCACUGGGUAAUUUGUGCGCGUGCCUCGCGGAAAUGGGAGUACCGUGGUGGUACCGAUGAUGGACCAAUAGUGCAUGUGGACCUCGUUCUUGGAGACGAGAAGGGAAAUGCUAUCUAUGCUGAAAUACCCAGCUCUGAGAUAGACACUAAAAGUCCACUCAUCCAAGAGGGUGGCAUCUACAUCAUCAGCCGCUUUAGAGUAUCAAAAGCUAAAUCCCUCUACAGGCCAGUUGAUGGACCUUACAUGGUAGAAUUCACUUGCUACACAAAAAUAACUCCAGCAAAGGAUGUGCCACAGACAUUCCCAACACACAUCUACAAGCUUACUCCUUUUACUGACCUUCGAAGACAUAUCGGUGAGAAUAGAAAUUUUCUAGAUGUUCUUGGCAUAAUCACUGAAGUUUCUGACACACGCUCAGUGCAGCUUCCAAAUCAGCCAACGCCCACCCUAAACAGAAAUAUUGUCCUUAAGGACCUCAGCAAUCUUGAAAUUAGAUUAACUCUGUGGGGACAGCGAGCCGCUGAAUUCACAAUCGAUGCCAUUUACAAUGAAGAACAACCUGAGCCAAUUAUUAUUCUCGUUGUUGGUACUCUUAUGAAAAGCUAUUCAGGUGAAGAAUACCUGAGCGGAAAUACAGCAUGCCGCUGGUAUUUCAAUCCUGCAAUUCUGGAGGCUGAACACUUUUACACAGUCCUUCGCAACCAGCGCCUGCCAAUCAAACAUACCACUGCUUCUACAGACCAAACAGCGCCAAUGCGAACAUCACUUCCUCUUGAAGACAAGCAUCUCAAUGACUUACAAGCAAUGGAUCCAUAUGACUUUCCGGAUGGUGGAUGUCAAUGUACUAUUACUAUCACUCGCCUGGUGUUAACCACGCCAUGGUGGUUCCCAUCGUGCAAUAGAUGCAGUAGAGCCUGCAUACUAGAUGGUGAUGGUUAUAGGUGCAACACAUGCUCCUGCACAGGCUACCGCUUCAAACCCCUCCACCUCCACUGGACCACGAUGAAACACCAUCGAAGAAAACUGCACCCACGCAUGAUGUUGCUUCAUCUAAACACUCUAUUGCUCAGAAGAGGCUAUUCCAAGAUACAAUGGAUACUGCAAAGGAUAGUGGCGCUCCGAAGAAAACUAAAAAUGACACUUCCAAAGCAGCACCCAGCGCACCACUCUCCCUCGCAAUCUAGCAAAUUGCUUCCCAACAACCUACAAGUGGAGCCACAAAAGUGCCUGACCUCCAACCUCCUGAUGCUCAAAAAAACAAAUAGCGAAGGCAACCAAAACAACAGGCACAUUUUGAUCUUGAAGCACACCUUGUCUUUUGCCACACGAAACAGUCUAGUCUUGCUCCUUUUUUGUUGCAGCUUGCUUUUGGAACUGUGAAAGGCAGCCUCUUAGCGCGCUAGCCAUACCUCAGGAAAAAACAGUCUGCUCUACCCUUUUUUUUCCCCUUGCUGGAACUUGCUUUUGGAACUGCGGCACGCAACCUCUUAACGUGCCAACCACCGCUGGAAACACUAUUAGUAUACUUCCUAUAACAUCAUAUGUACAAAUAUAUCCUUCUAAGAUAGCAAAUGUAUGAAAAGAACUAGCCAUAACAAUUCGCUGUUGCCAUAGCCUCCUCAAACUACAUGUUAUGAACAAAAUAGCAUCAAGCUCCCCUAAUGUUGCUUAUAUAUAUCUCAGCAAUGUAUAUUUCAGCACCCAUUAACAACUGCAUGCCAAUACAACCAUUAUGAUCCCAGCUAACCAACAUAUACACAUAUCCAGCAGUAUCUCUAGCACUGUUGUCUCUUAGAUCCCUGCUGCAGUGCGUCAGCACUACCGUUACCUAUUUGGGAUAAAUGCAAAUUUUCUCUUGUAAUUCUCUUUCCUUCAGUUCAGGAGUCUACCAGUAUAUUUUUAACAAUGAUUCUUAGAUUAUUAAUUUUCACGAUACUUCCAUAUAGUAGUUUCUUCCACCACAUGAUAUCACAGUGCUCAUUUUCAAAUGCUCAAACAUUACACUAAUGUUAGAUAUGGUGCUUAUUUCUUAUCAUGUUGCAUAAUAGAAAUCAAUAGACACAGAAAGUGAUGUGUACAUGUACACCAUGCAUUCUCCUAGCUUCAUUAAGUACAUCCUAUAUUGUUCUUAUCAAGUGUACUUCUUGUUUUACAAAAUCUAUACCUCUUUUGUACCCUAUCAUUCACCAAUUUCAUACAGUAGUUCAAAACAUGUCUCUUUUUCCUACCUUACAAAAGAAAUCUGACACAUAAUGAUUCUUAGAUUAUUACUUUCCAUGCUGCUUCCACAUAGCAGUUUGUUCCACCACAUCAUAUCACAGUACGCAUUUUCAAAUGCUCAAACAUCACACUGAUCUUAAAUACGAUGCUUAUUUCUUGUCAUGUUGCAUAAUAGAACUCAAUACACAUACAAACUGAUGUCUAUGUGUACACCAUGCAUCCUCCCAGCUCGAUUAAAUACAUCCUAUAUUAUUCUUGCGAAGUGUGCUCCUUGUUUUACAAAAUCUUUACCUUUUUUGUGCGUUAUCAUUCACCAAUCUCAUGCACUAAUUCAAAAUAUGUCCCUUUUUCCUAGCUUUAAAAAGAAAUCUGACAAAUAAUGAUUACAUAACACAUAUCAGCUCUUUCUCUUCUAAACUUUCAAUUCAUCACUUGCUCCAUUGCCUGUUUCCUACAGGCUGUUGCCUGAUACUCCAAAAAAUUUCUCGUUGCACAGAAACGCUUUACACUGCUUGCACCACUCCUUUCACAUUGUGCCCACAUCGUUUGAGAUGCUUCUGAUAUAUCGUUUGCUCCUAUGGUGCUUGAACCUAUUUCACAUUCCUACACAAUACAUGUUCUAUAUUGUGCUUCAUAUAUGAAUUAUAUCUAACAUCCAUAUUGUAUUAGAUCCCUGUUGCAGUACAUUAAGUCUAGCAAUCAGCACUACUGUUACCUAUUUAACAUAAGUGCAAACUUCCGCUGGUAAUUUUCUUUGCUUCAUUUUAGUAGCCCACCGGUAUUUUUUUGACGAUGAUUCCCAGAUUAUUGAUCCUCAUGAUGCUUGCAUGUAGCACUUUAUUGCAUCAGAACAUAUCACAAUCCUCAUUUUCACAUAAUGAGACACCACACUGAUCUUAUAUGUAAUGCUUACUUCUCAUCAUGUUCUAUAAUCAAAAUCAAUAAACACACAACUUCAUGUGUAUAUGUACCGCAUGCAAUCUCUUGGCUUAACCAAGUGCAUCCUAUGUUCUUCUUAUAAAGUGUGCUCCCUGUUUUACAACAUCUUUACCCUUUUUGUGUGUGAUUUGAUUCACCUAUCUCAUCCACUACUCCAACACAUAUGCUUUUUCUCUACCUUAGGAAAAAAAAUAUGGCAGAUAAGACUUGCAUAACAAAUAUCAACUUUUUCUCUUCUACCCUUUUACUUCAUUACUUGCUGCAUUCCCUCUAUCCUAUAGACUGUCACCCGAUACUUCAAAAAAUUUGCCAUCGGAGAAAAACACUUUAUACUGCUUGCAUCACUGCUCUCACAUUGUGCCAACAGCAUCUCAGAUGCUUCUGAUGUCUGAUUUCCUCCUAUCAUGCUUAAGCCUAUUUCAUUUCCCUAUGCCAUACAUGUUCUAUAUUAUGCUUCAGUG